UCAAUAAUUAACGGGUGGCGUCCUCAGUCAAUGGACAAUAUGUUCGUAGCAAUGAUUGUGGCCUUGCUUGCGUGAUAUAAUUAUACCAAACGAAUUUAUAACCUACAUGUUGUUCGCGGUCGAGUCAAACUAUCUGUCAUUGACGGCACACUCUGCCAUCGACGUCACUCGUAAUACGGUGUGUGGUAUGUAAGGCAGAUAUCAGUGUAGCGAUAUGAUACAUUUGAUUAUCCUCAUUGUGAAACGAAUACCCAGCACACUUAUAAAUAAUUAUCUACUGAUUAGCUCGGAUCUAUACAUGACCGCUUUGACAGCGUUUUUAACUUCCGCCUCAUUCGUAAAUCUCAUUUUGAACGUAAUUGAACUGUUAACCUAUCUGCAUCAGACGUGUUGAAACUGAAAUGGACUUACAGGUUCUCUGUGUAUUGGUUGCAGUGGCCUAUGUCGAUGUUAGUGACUGGACUACACUUGAAUGGAUCGUUUUGGACUGCAGACUAUGCAUCUCGGAUUGCGACUACGGGUUCUCUGUGUAUGGGUUGCAGUGGCCUAUGUCGAUGUUAGUGCUCGUAUCACGUGUUAUUUUCAACCGACGAGUUGGACGUCUGCAAUGCAACAUUGUCUCAAUAUACGGGGCACUCCAGUAAGUAUCAGCUCCAUCUUGUUUCAGACUGGACUACACUUGAAUGGAUCGUUUUGGACUGCAGACUAUGCAUCUCGGAUUGCGACUACGGAAUAUCCUGUCGAGUGUGAAUACCGAACGUAUAACAUAUUAAUUCCGAUCAGUCCGCCAAAGUUUGGAAGCUGUGAAGUAAUAAGGGAUUUUAUUUGUCGCGACAACAACAUGAUAACAUAUAUAGCAUCGUGUUUAAAGAAAGCGACAUGGAAAGCAGCAUCUAGAUGUAACAAAACCUCCUUCGCAAUAUCGCCACUUAUGCCUUUUGGUGAUUACUGGCCUAGAGGUGCAUUUCGCUACCAGAAUUACACAUUUACAGAUGACAGUCGGAAACACCUUGACCGUUGUGGGAUGGUGGAUGGACAGAAUUUCACCGGAAAUGAUCUUUCAGUGUGCGGAUCAGAUUUACCAACAACGUUUGUUUCACACAAAAUAGCAUCAUUAACAGAAACGAUCAUGUCAAUCAGCGAGAAUACAGCGACAGAAAAUAUAGUUCGUAACCACGAUUCCACUUCAUCAGGAACAAAAGUGAAACACCACACAGAACCUUCAACAGCAACCAUGAUGUCAAUCAAAGAGGAUACAUCGACUGAAUUUGUAGUUCGUUUACCUGAUUCAAGUUCAUCAAGUUCCGCUCUUGGCAUCGGUUUUUGUGUUAGCACAAGCAUCGUGGUCAUCGUUUUAAUUACCAUCGUUGGCGUUUGCAUUUAUAAAAGAAGAUAUAGGCGUAAACUCGAUAAUUCGCAAGUGUCCGUUUACAUGAACGCAUUGUAUGACGUCAAUUGCCGAAAUGAGACGCCUAGAAAACCUGCGCACAAAAAUGAAAGUUAUUAGUACGCAGUUCCAAGUCGGCUGCGGAAAAACGACAUUACGGCACACGGAGUUAAGGGUUAUGAACAUGAAUUUGCUGACCUUAAUGCUUAGAGUAGAGUAAUACCAAACACAUAAAGGAACGCCAAUAAGGUGGAUUUGCAGUCAAGAAAAGCAAAUUACACCGGCUUUGCUGGUGAUUCCACGGUAAUAAAGCUAAAAACGCGGUUGUAAUGAGUAACGAAUAUGAUUUCUCUGACACAAUCAACAUGAACGUGUAAAGUCAUUUUGGUAAGCAUGACCACGAUGACACAAACGACGUCGCUUUGUGUACUCUAAAAAACAGCCGACGCAAGAAGGAGUAAAUGAUUAUUCUCAACCUAACAACAAACACCGGCACUUUCUCAAUUAAAAUGGCAGUCAUUUCUGUAUUUGGUAAUUUGUUUAUGCGAAAAGAGAAUAUAAAUUUGAUGCUGUUAAUGUAGUUGCAUCGAUUAAUCAAUUAAAAUGAUUACUACAUGUAUUAUUAAUAAUGUGUUAUAAGGGAAAUAUAACGCAACCAAAUAAGUAUAAUGAGAUGUUUGAGUUAAAUUGUUGUUUUCUAGAUUCAUCAGUUAAUUAAGAUCUAUCAGCUGCAAUAUAUUUUCUAUAACACAUGAAUUGAUAUACCGUAACCUUAUGACUCAAAUUAUAUGAAAUGUCUGAUGCAUUUAUGUAAGCCUAAAUGUCGCAAUUAAUAUAUUAUCAUUUACCUGCAAAAUGUGUAUGAUUCAUUAACUUUUGAAUUUAUUAAAACAAUACAGUGUGUUUCGUUACGUUUGUUUUUUUAACAAUUUGAGAAAUGUUUGCUAUGACCAAAUGUUAUUGUGUUUUUUUAAACGAGUUCAAUGUUAUAAAGCUAUGAAUUAAAUGAAUCUAUAUACACUCAACUUAUGUAGCAAUUUUGGUUUUAUUAAUAAAAGCAAUGUUGUUUAGGAGUGCAGUCAGACAUCACAUACAUUAUGUAAAUUGAUAUCGUAUUUCAGAUUAUUUAACAUGCAACAAACCGCAUCGUGCUUAAAACAUGUAUAAAAGUAGAUGUGUACCAAUAAUAAAGAAAAUAGUGCAUUCAGAUCCGGUCUGCAAAUUAAUUUAAAAAGCAUAGGUCAUUCAGCCUCAGCAAAGUCAUAGGCCCGAAUAAUUGUCAUGGGCCCAAACUUUAUAAAAUUAAGGAAACCUUUUGCUUUUUUUAUUCUUGAGAAAAGAUGGCAACUAAUUAAAAACAAGAUCACCAGCAAUAUUGAUAUCAAUGUCAUCUGAAUCCUUGAUCCAAACCUGAAAUUAACAUAUAAAAUAUACGAGUAAUAUGUGCUACUUUUGUGAAUGCUUGUAAAAAUUACCAAGAACUGUAAAAUGAGUAAAAACAUAAAUGCAGGGUUCUUUGUCAUACCAUAUUAAUUCAUUAAAAUCUAAUUUAAAUGUACACUGAGAUCAUUUUUAUUGAACCAUAAUCAAAACUGAAAUAAGUGUAAUUAGGGAUCAGUUGACGAUUUCAAGAACAAGAUAUGUCUCGAUGUCUUAUAAUCAUGCUCACACUGGGAGCUCGAUUGGUAAUUGUCGGUUCAAGUACUACUUAAGGUACCCUGAGUGCUCUUAAAUAUUCUUCAACGUACACCACGGUGCCUAUACCACGUGACUUUUUAAGAUCUGUGUGGGGAGUAAAAUAUCAACAAAAGCGCGACGAAGGUAAGAUUUUUAAGGAUAACUUUUUUAAUAUGUCACCAUUUUUAAUGGGAUAAAGUGGAGAGCCAGCUCAUUCAUUAGAGUUUUCUAUAGGUAUCAUGAUUUUAAAAAACAAAUAAGUAUUUUUUCAGGAAAGUAUAACCGCGCGUUUGAACGGUUAGAAAAGGGUAGGAUCAGUGUGGGGACAUUUUAUUUUUUUACACAAAAACAUCACCUCUGGUGAAAUUAAGAAAUAAAUUUUAUGGGCGGAGCUUACACUAUAGCAUUUUGCAUCCAUUUUCAGGUUUCUGUUAUUUAUUUACGAAACAAAAUUCAAGAAAACUAUUCUUACAGUAAUAUGAUCUGUGUGGUAUACGUUUUUCAACGGAUCUGUGUGGUAAACUGUUUUUAAGUUUUUCAGUUCUAUUUAGUUGUUUAAAAAAAUGCUUGUCAACAAUGUAUUUGAAACGGGAUUUUUAAAUGCGCUAUCAUGUAAAACACAUAAUGGCUAUACACUACGCUUGCACCGCUUGUUGAACUAAUACAUAAUUAUGAUUUACAGGCAUUCUGUACAAUACCCAUUAUAAUAUUAAAAUCUUACGCUGGAGCAUCUUAAAUCGAUGACAAUUCCAUGCUUACCUUCAUUAAGUGUACACUUUAUGCUAUAGUAUCAAAUUCCAUUUUUAUUUUGGCGCCAAACACUACUGUCAGGUGAAGUAAUGUAUCGUAUAUUAUUUUUGAUAUUAUAUUUGCUUUAAGGUAUGGCUCAAUGCUCCGAAUGCGGAAAAAUGUCGAAGACCAGAGCUGGAUUAUUGCGCCACAUUAGGGGACACGCUAACUCUGGAAACUAUAAAUGCUGUGGGAAAAAAUUUCAGGAUGCCUACAAUCUUAGAAGGCUUCAACGAACAAAGGACCCCAAUGUCACGUGUGUGUACAGUGCGGCAGGAGCUUUGCGGACAAGUACCUACUCGUGGCUAGAGAGAAAAGUGCAAAAAAAGAGGGAUUGGUGAAAUGUUACCAGUGUGGGUUGGCAGUUAGGAGUGAGAAUGACCUCAGAGAGCACGUCAAUAACCACAUGCAUGACAAGUGUUACAGUAGUGAGGAGUGUCAAAACGUACAAACGCAAAACAAACCUUUCUCGAUACGUGAGGACUUCACAUAAAUCCGUGAAAACUGAUUAAAAAUCAUAAUGGUUUACAGUUUGUCUGUGUAACUUCAUUAUCGUUUUACGUUAUUUUAUUCGUUGUUUUACUUGUACUUUACUUUUCAAAAUGAUUCUAAAGUUAUCCGAAUUUGAUUAAUUUUUAGGUUUCGUUUAGUUCGUUUGUGUAUUUGAAAUCAUUCUCAAAUAAUUGUGCAAUAAUUUGGAUUUACGUUAUUCAUUAAUAUAUCGCAUCUGUGAUUUGAUAUAUCGAAUCUGUGAUUCUUUUUUAAUUAUAACUUGAUUAAAGUUUUGCGAUGUU
This is a messenger RNA of Dreissena polymorpha, 4647 nucleotides long. RefSeq lists its product as uncharacterized. Bases 473 to 1507 code for a protein of 344 amino acids. The transcript has 13 exons. The record is from RefSeq and is a predicted model, not a curated record. NCBI's taxonomy places the organism in Eukaryota, Metazoa, Mollusca, Bivalvia, Myida, Dreissenidae.